GGCUUUUGUGCGCUCGCCGCUGGUCACCCUGCUGGGCAUACCUUUACCUCUCUUUCGCCUAAUUCUUCGGUGUCUUUUUCAAGCCCCGACUCACCAGUUUCACAGUUUUAUCUUCCUUGCCCUUUAACUCUCACCUUCCUUCGCAGAUCAGCAUGCAGGAAAAAGACGCCUCCCCACACGGUUUCCUGCCUAGGUUCCAACAUUUCGCUACGCAGGCCAUCCAUGUGGGCCAGGAACCAGAGCAAUGGACUUCCCACGCUGUAGUGCCUCCCAUCUCACUGUCCACCACGUUCAAGCAAGGGGCUCCUGGCCGGCACUUGGGUUUUGAGUACAGCCGUUCUGGAAAUCCCACCAGGAAUUGCUUGGAAAAAGCAGUGGCAGCACUGGAUGGGGCUAAGUACAGUUUGGCCUUUGCUUCAGGUUUAGCAGCCACUGUGACUGUUACCCAUCUCUUAAAAGCAGGAGACCAAAUUAUUUGUAUGGAUGAUGUGUAUGGAGGUACAAACAGGUACUUCAGGCAGGUGGCAACUGAAUUUGGAUUAAAGAUUUCUUUUGUUGAUUGUUCAAAAACCAAAUUGUUAGAGGCAGCUAUUACUCCAGAAACCAAGCUUGUUUGGAUUGAAACUCCCACAAACCCUAUCUUGAAGAUGAUUGACAUUGAAGCCUGUGCACAUACUGUCCAUAAACAUGGAGACAUUAUUUUGGUCGUGGAUAACACUUUUAUGUCGGCAUAUUUCCAGCGGCCUUUGGCUCUGGGAGCUGAUAUUUGUAUGUAUUCAGCAACAAAAUAUAUGAAUGGCCACAGUGAUGUUGUGAUGGGCUUAGUGUCACUUAAUUCUGAGAGGCUUCAUGAUAGGCUCCGAUUCUUGCAAAAUUCUCUUGGAGCAGUUCCAUCUCCUAUUGACUGUUACCUCUGCAAUCGAGGUCUGAAGACUCUACAAAUCCGCAUGGAGAAGCAUUUCGAAAAUGGAAUGGCAGUUGCUCAGUUUUUGGAGUCGAAUCCUUGGGUAGAAAAGGUUAUUUAUCCUGGACUGCCCUCUCAUCCUCAGCAUGAGCUGGCAAAGCGUCAGUGCACAGGUUGCCCAGGGAUGAUCACCUUUUAUAUCAAGGGCUCUCUUCAACAUGCUGAGACUUUCCUCAAGAACCUAAAGCUAUUUACGCUGGCUGAGAGCUUAGGAGGAUAUGAAAGUCUUGCUGAGCUUCCGGCAAUCAUGACCCAUGCUUCAGUGCCUAAGAGCGACAGAGAAGUCCUUGGAAUUAGUGACACACUGAUUCGACUCUCUGUGGGCUUAGAGGAUAAACAAGACCUACUGGAUGAUCUAGAUCAAGCUUUGAAGGCAGCACACUCUCCAAAUGCAAGUCACAACUAGCAUUCCAGAACUGCUAUUAGAGGUUGCUUCCUGCAAAAAGAUCAAAACUUCUGAAUAAUUGAAUGGACCAUUAAUGAGCCUUUGCAGAGUUUUCAAGUGAAAAUUUUAAGGGACUUUAUUACCUUUCACAACUGUAAUCUUCCUGGUAUCAUUCCUGUUAAAAAGUUUCCUCUUUCCCAUAUUGUAAUCGACAAGUCAAUUCUGUUAAGAUCUUUUUGUUAAUUUGGAUAUACAUUUGCCUCUGAAGGAGGUGAGAUUUGUGCUGCUAUUGGGGAUUGUGUUCUUUUUUUCAAGCUUAAGAUUUAUAGUGAUCAUGUUUACAAUAUAAUGGCAUUUCAUUUUUCAUGUUUUCUGAGGAAUUUAAAUUAUUAAAUGAAUGUUCUUAAAUCAAGGGUGAUUUUGUAUAUUGUUGAAAAUUGCACUCAAAGCAAUGGUUUACACUUAAUUACCAUAAGCCAAAAAUCAAAUAUCUGAAAAGUCUGUGAAAUUUUACUGAUUUAAGGUUGUACUUACUAUUUUUUUAAAAAAUAAAUCUAAUUAUCAAAUGUA
Molecule: messenger RNA, 1919 nt
Organism: Lagenorhynchus albirostris (white-beaked dolphin)
Lineage: Eukaryota; Metazoa; Chordata; Mammalia; Artiodactyla; Delphinidae
Gene: CTH
Product: cystathionine gamma-lyase
Exons: 12
Coding region: 153-1370 (405 amino acids)
Biological process (GO): transsulfuration
Cellular component (GO): cytoplasm
Molecular function (GO): pyridoxal phosphate binding; cystathionine gamma-lyase activity
Source: RefSeq, a predicted model, not a curated record